AUGGCCUACUUCCGCAUAACGCUGAUGCGAUCGGGCAUCGGUAUGCCCAAGAAGGUCCAAGGCGUUCUCCACGCCCUUGGCCUGAAAAAGCGCAUGACCACCGUCUACUACCCAGUCAGCCAAUCCAUCGCGGGUCAGAUAAUGCGCAUCAAAGAGUUAGUAGAUGUGAAAGAAGUGGAACACAUGAGGACAAAAGAGGAGAUGCGCGCUGCGAGACGGCCGGACAAGGGUUACUAUAUUGAGAAGAGGUCGGAACAGAUGGAGUUGUAA
Messenger RNA from Didymosphaeria variabile, 270 nucleotides. It is a transcript of the gene MRPL33, whose product is annotated as 39S ribosomal protein L33, mitochondrial. The record is from RefSeq and is a predicted model, not a curated record. The transcript has a single exon. Gene Ontology annotation, biological process: translation. The coding region runs from base 1 to 270 and encodes 89 amino acids. Gene Ontology annotation, molecular function: structural constituent of ribosome. Gene Ontology annotation, cellular component: mitochondrion; large ribosomal subunit. Lineage: Eukaryota; Fungi; Ascomycota; Dothideomycetes; Pleosporales; Didymosphaeriaceae.